GUGCCCUGGAACAGAUUGUCCAGAGAGGUUGUGGAGUCUCCCUCAUCGGAGAUACUCCAGAACUACUUGUAUGCAAUCCUUUGCCAUGUGCUCUGGGAUGACCCUGCUUGAGCAGGGAGGUUGGACCAGAUGACCCACUGUGGUCCCUUCCCGCCUGACCCACCCUGUGGUUGUGUGACGCAGACGCAGCCACCGCCGUGCCCCGGCCGGGCCGCAGGGCGGGCGCUGCCGCGGCCCCGCACCCACGUGAGCGCGGGGGCCGCCCCGCCGCGCCGGGCGGGGGCCGGGCCGCGGUUUGACCCUGUUCCGUGCCCGUACGGCGCGGCUGCGCGGCGGGCACAGCGCGGCCAUGGAGCGCAGCGGGGACACGGCCGUGUGGCGGCUCCGCGCCACCGCCGCACAGCGCGACCGCCGCCAGCCGCCGCCGCGGGAGGACGGGGAGCGCGGCGCGGGCGGCAAGAAGCGGGGCGGGCCGCGGCGGCGGCCGCUGCUGCCGCUGCCCGAGGCGCGGGGGGCGCCGCUGGUGCUGCUGUACCUGCUGGUGCUGCGGGCGCUGGCGCAGGUGUCGCACCGGCAGCUCCUGAGCAGCCCGCCCGCCGCCGCCGGGCCCCGCGACUUCAGCGCCGCCCGCGCCAGGGAAUACCUUGACAACAUAACAGCAAUUGGGCCCAGAACAGUUGGAAGUCCAGAAAAUGAAGUUCUUGCAGUUAACUACCUCUUAGAACAAAUUAGGGGAAUAGCAAGAGAAAGUACAGAUGCUCACAAGAUAUCUGUAGACAUACAGAGGCCCACAGGCUCCUUCAGCAUUGACUUUUUAGGAGGCUUUACUAGUUACUAUGCAAACAUAACCAAUGUUAUAGUGAAACUGGAACCUCGAAGUGGAGCUGAGCAUGCAGUAUUAUCCAAUUGCCACUUUGAUUCUGUACCAAAUACCCCUGGUGCCAGUGAUGAUGCUGUUAGCUGUGCAGUGAUGCUUGAAAUACUUAACACACUUUCAAAAUCAUCAGAGUCCCUGCAGCAUGCUGUCAUAUUCUUAUUUAAUGGUGCAGAAGAAAAUAUUUUGCAGGCUAGUCAUGGCUUCAUUACGCAACAUGAGUGGGCCAAGUCAAUCAGAGCUUUUAUUAACCUGGAGGCAGCAGGUGUAGGAGGAAAAGAACUUGUUUUUCAAACAGGACCUGAGAACCCUUGGUUGGUACAAGCAUACGUAGUUGCAGCCAAACAUCCCUUUGCCUCUGUGGUGGCACAGGAAAUAUUUCAGAGUGGUAUUAUCCCAGCGGAUACAGACUUCCGUAUCUACAGGGAUUUUGGCAAUGUUCCAGGAAUAGAUUUGGCUUUUAUUGAAAAUGGCUACAUUUAUCAUACAAAAUAUGACACAUCAGACAGAAUUUUAACAGAUUCCAUUCAGAGAGCAGGUGACAAUAUUCUAGCUGUCCUAAAAUACCUAGCAACAUCAGAAAAGUUGGCUAAAUCUUUUGAGUAUCGACAUGGAAAUGUUGUGUUCUUUGAUAUACUUGGUUUAUUUGUCCUGGCUUAUCCUGCUCGCAUUGGCACAAUCAUGAACUAUAUUACAGCAGCAAUUGCUUUUAUUUACUUAAGCAAAAAAGUAUUACAGUCAAAAACCAGAGCUAUUCAUAACCUGAAGAAAUUAUUUACUGCAUUUGGCUUGACACUGACGAGUUGGGUCUGCACACUGGUGGCCGUGCUUAUCGUGGCAGUGUUUGUCUCUGUCAUUGGACGGGCUCUUUCUUGGUACACCCAUUUCUAUGUUUCUGUGUCUCUCUAUGGCAGUGCAGCUGCAGCUAAGCUUAUUCUUGUGCAUAUGCUGGCCAAGAAGUUCUUCUACAAGAAUAUGAAUGAGCAGUACCUGGGAGAUAUUUUUUUUGAUGCUUCAUUGAUGAUUUGGUCUAUAGCAUUAGCUGUGAUGACUCAGAUGGGCCUUUGUUCAGCAUUCAUUUGUACAUUAUGGGUAGCAUUUCCUUUACUCACUAAGCUGAUGAUCCACAAGGAAUUCCACCAAAAAGGUGCCACAAUGAAGUUUAUUGUGAUGUACAUGCUGGGGAUGUUUGUUCCCUAUCUAUAUAUGCUGUAUCUUAGCUGGACUGUAUUUGAAAUGUUUACACCUGUCAUGGGACGAAGUGGUUCAGAAAUUCCACCAGAUAUGGUAUUGGCAGGAUUUAUUGUGGUCUUCACUAUGAUACUGUCAUCCUAUUUUGUUAACUUCAUUUACCUUGUCAAAAGUACAAAAACGACGCUAGUAACUUUAACUACUGUGUUUGUAGUCACUCUCAUUCUCGUUUGUAGUGGAAUCUUCUUUCCUUACAGUUCAGAUGCAGCUAAUCCAAAACCUAAGCGAGUCUUUCUCCAGCACACAAACAGAAGAUUUCAUGAUCUAGAUGGAAAUGUGGUUAAAAGUGAUGCUGGUAUAUGGAUUAAUGGAUUUGAUUAUAAUGGAAUAUCUCACAUAACUCCCCACGUACCUGAAAUUAAUGACACUAUUAGAACUCCAUGCGAGGAGCAGGCUCCCUUCUGUGGCCUUCCUUGGAUUCUGCCAGUGCAUUUCAUGUUCCGGAAAAACUGGUAUCUUCCUGCUCCAGAAAUUUUGCCAAGAAGCCCCAUUCAAUUUAAAGUUCUGUCCAAGGAGCUGAUGCCCUUGAACUCUGUGAGGUUAAGCUUUGAAGUAUCUGGCCCAAGUCACAUGUCUCUGUACGUUCGGCCACACGAAGGGUCGGCUCUGUCCAGCUGGUCUCUCGGGGAUGGCACACCGGUUGCUAGCAUAGGAGGAGACUACUUUGUGUUUUACUCCCAUGGGCUGCAGGCUGCACCCUGGCACUUCUGGGUAGAGCUGACGACCCCAGAAAAGCAUUCUGAUGGAAUAGUCUCCCUCGCCAUAGCAGCACAUUACUUUUUUGGGGAAGAUCAAAAGUCACCUCAACUCUAUGCCUUACUGGAGAGGUUUCCAAACUGGACGUUUUCUUCUGGUUGGUCCUGCACUUACGACCUUUUUGUCUUUUGACAGCAAUGCUGCAGGGCAAGUAGGGCUAUCUCUGAUGCAGAAAACAGUUGUGGCAAGCACUUUCUAACAAGAUGCCAGAGACUUCAACAAGAAUUUAAAGUACUUCAGCAACAAAUGGUGUUUCUUUGGCAGUUUGACUGUUUAAAGACUACUGCUCUCUUGGGGAUAUAUAUAAUGGUACUUGUGUCAAUGUGAAUGCAGUUCACCUUGGUUCUUCCACUGAAGUGGCAGUUUGACUAGUGGGUUUUUUAAAAUGAAAACUGCACUUAGUGGCAGCUGUAAUGGGAAGGCUUCAUGGAAUUAUUCUGAUGCUAUGUGAAAUAUAAGUGUACUUCACCUAUAUAUGGAGUAUCACCUACCAAUCCUAUCCGUCCUAUUCAACUCAGAUCUUCAGCUAAAAGAUGCUUGUUCCCUUGGUGGGGCGACAGAGGUGGCAAAGUCCUAAACAUUGCUUUUGUCACUGGAUGAAGUCACUGAAAGCUAAGCGCUUGUGCAGGUUGCAUUCCCACUCCUUAGCAAAUGCACAAUGCAGAAAAAUCAGUCCUAUGUGGAAUGUGGUAAUUAUCUGUCUAUCUGUCUGUCUGUCUAUCUGUCUAUGUAUCCAUCCAUCCAUCCAUCCAAAUUACAUGUUUCUGUUAAAAAACUUAGUUCCUACCAUUUUUUCUGUCUCCUCACUGUUACAGCUUGAGUGGGUAAGUUCGACCUAAUUAUCAUCUUGUGUUUUUGUUCCUAUUGGGAUCUUUCAGUCUCAGCACAUGAGCAUGUGACUUGCUCUUUCAUAUGUAAGUGCUCACUCCUUUAUGUGGAUGUCUUAUAAUUAAUCUACUCUAAAUUUAAAGUUACCUUCCAAUUUAUUAGAAUUGGCUUAUUUUGGUAUCUCCUCUGGAGAGACUUUCGGUAGUGUGACAUUAUUGCACUUUGCUAAUACCUUUAACUGUUUCUUAAAAUAAGGUUUGCUUUCCAUAAGGAAAAAUACCUAAAAGAGUAAUCUUAAAAAGAUGUCUAAUAUUUCUGGAUUUCUCUUAUUUUCACAGGAUGGGUUUUAUAAAUGACUAUGAGUGAUUUAGAGUAUCUUCCGAUUUUAAUUGACAAGCUUUGAAAUCAGAAGCUACUGACAUCUUUUUUUUUAUACCAGGUUUUUUGGGUUUUUUUAGUCGUUAAUAAUUAAUGGUAAUUUCUGAAAUUCAAAGAACUCUGUGUAUCUGAAGAAACUUACUUUCUUUUUCCAAACUAUAUAUAAAACAUUUGGCUACAUCAAUACCACACUACAAAUUUUACAGUGUUUUGUUCAUUGCAUGAGUAUUACCUAAUGUCAUGCAAAGCAGAUUUUGUGCAUGCAUCAUCAUUUCAAGUAAAAACAUGAUAGUACUGGUAAGUUUACAGGGCACAUGAAAGAAAACUAUGUGACGGUUAAUUUGUGUGAGCUGUGAUGGAUGACAGCUCUCCCGUUGGGUAUUUUUCCUUCAAAUUUUUCUGUAAUUGUGCAUGAUAGUGGCAACAACCAGUUUCAUUUGUUGCAAGGGACAUUCGCAAAGAUUGUCAACUGACUCAUGGACUAGAGUAAGAGGUUUAAUUACUGUAAUCAUAAUGAACUGGUUAUCACUAAAAACCAGUAGGUUUCUACAUUAAUGUGCAUUAAUCAUCACUCACUUGAUUGUAUCUGAUUUGAAACUACAAUCCCUAUAUUAUUUAAAAGUGCUAUUAGUGAUUUGAAAAUCAGAGUUAUGAACUAAAACUCUUGUGUCUUGAAUCUCAACAAAUGUCUUGUACUGUACUCUCUAGCUGAUGCACAGCUAUUUAACUAAGGCUGCACUGGUACUUACUGUCUUCCUCAGUUUUCAUUUUUGUGUUUUGCCUGAUUUAAAGCUUUGAAAUAGUGCUGUGUGAAGAAUUCAUACUGGGAGCCAAAAAUACAAAAAUGCCUGUUGGCAAUUUCUGAAACUUCAGUGAAGCAAUAACUUUUGCUGUCUCAGGAUUUAACCCUUCUUAAAUAAUUUAAUUAUGAGGUAUGUCUGGUUUGUUGCAAAUUUCUGUCUUUGUAAAUAAAAGCAAAACGUGAUUAGUGAAACUUGAUUUUUAGCAUGAUUAAAGGCAUAUUUGAGUUGUUCUUA
This is a messenger RNA of Pipra filicauda (Wire-tailed manakin), 5124 nucleotides long. RefSeq names its product endoplasmic reticulum metallopeptidase 1 (gene ERMP1). Lineage: Eukaryota; Metazoa; Chordata; Aves; Passeriformes; Pipridae. Gene Ontology annotation, biological process: proteolysis. Bases 350 to 3013 code for a protein of 887 amino acids. The transcript is spliced from 15 exons. The record is from RefSeq and is a predicted model, not a curated record. Gene Ontology annotation, molecular function: metalloexopeptidase activity.